Molecule: messenger RNA, 1013 nt
Organism: Musa acuminata subsp. malaccensis (wild Malaysian banana)
Lineage: Eukaryota; Viridiplantae; Streptophyta; Magnoliopsida; Zingiberales; Musaceae
Product: inorganic pyrophosphatase 2
Molecular function (GO): phosphatase activity
Source: RefSeq, a predicted model, not a curated record
GGAGCUCCUAACCUAUCUGCCUGCCAUUCCCCUGCCUUCUCUUCCGAUACGUCUCUUCGCUGAGCCAUGGCCGACAACGUCAUCGUGGUGUUCGACUUCGACAAGACCAUCAUCGACUGCGACAGCGACAACUGGGUCAUCGACGAUCUCGGCGGCACGCAGCUCUUCGACCAGAUGCUCCAAACCAUGCCAUGGAACUCCGCCAUGGAUAGGGUGAUGGGGGCGCUCCAUUCGCAGGGAAGAACGGUCGAUGAGAUCACGGCGAGCCUGAGGAGGGCUCCUUUGCCCGCCCACACCGUCGCUGCCGUCAAAGCAGCUUACGCUCUCGGGUGCGAGUUGCGGAUCGUGAGUGACGCCAAUAGAUUCUUCAUCGAGACCAUUCUCGAGCACCAUGGACUGGGGAGCUAUUUCUCGGAGAUCAACACGAAUCCAGGCUACGUUGACGAGGAAGGAAGGCUCCGAAUCCUCCCUUACCAUGACUUCAAGACUUCCUCCCAUGGCUGCGGUCUCUGCCCGCCCAACAUGUGCAAGAGUACGAUCAUCGAGAGAAUCCAAGCGUCAGCAUCUCUCGAAGGGAGGAAGCGAUUUAUUUACCUGGGCGAUGGAAAGGGAGACUACUGUCCCGCGCUCAGGCUGAGCGAAGAGGACUACGUGAUGCCGAGGAAGAACCAUCCCGCGUGGGAGCUUAUACUCGCCAAUCCUCGUGCCCUCAGAGCAGAGAUCCAUGGAUGGGGAGACGCAGAGGAGCUCGAGGAGGUCUUGCUUCGACUCAUCGGCGACUCCAUCUCGGCCCGUGGCAGCGACGCCAACCGGUUGAUCUCAGCCGACUGCAAGUUUCAGACGACGAUGCCACUGUCUUCCCACGAGGCUUUACCCAAGCCUCUUCGAGUUCCUAACUGAACGUGCGAGCGUAGGUAGUGAUCGAAUGCGGUCAAAGACCAUGCUGCGUUGAUUUUGGGUGUCUUCGUGUACUCGAUUCGGAAUAGGAAAUGAUAAUAAUGCCUAGAAUUAUA